AUGGCGUCGAAAAGGAUCCUCAAGGAGCUGAAGGAUUUGCAGAAAGAUCCACCUACCUCCUGCAGCGCCGUUGUUGCCACACCACACCCAACAAAACAGGCUGGAAAGACACCUGCGAACAAGCCAAAUCAGCAGACACCAAAAUCUGGGGGAUCACAUUCCUGCAAGAGCUGCAACAGUAUCUCUCGUAUGUUUAAAACUCCUCUUCACUAUCAAGAUGAAAUAAGUCGUUACUCCGAAAAUCUCUCCAAACUCACUCUUGUCAAUCCCAUUUUUGCAGAAUGCUCGGAACAACUCUGGCAUGAAACAGGCUUGGACAGGCUUGCACGGGAUGUUCCGAUUGAUAUAUUUCCAUUGAAAAAGUAA
Molecule: messenger RNA, 366 nt
Organism: Striga asiatica
Lineage: Eukaryota; Viridiplantae; Streptophyta; Magnoliopsida; Lamiales; Orobanchaceae
Source: the annotation of a GenBank genome assembly